AUGUGUACCUGGCGUGGAAGCUAUCUGGAAUCUGACGAGUUUUAUCUUCGAGCUUCUCAUAUUUUAUCAUGCAUUCAGACCCCUGUAAACAUUUUUGGAACAUUUAUAAUUGUUUUCAAAACUCCAAAGAAUAUGGAAAAAGUGAAGAUUUCUAUUUUGUUGAUGCAUUUAACAUGUUUUUGGCUGGAUAUUUACUUUAAUAUUUUAUCGAUCCCAUAUAUGAUUCACUCGGCCGCCGCUGGUUAUCCUCUUGGAAUAUUAUUCCAUCUAGGACUUCCCACAGAUAUACAGAUUUAUUUUGGACUGGUCUCGGUUUUUUUCUUCAUCCCAGCCAUCAUUUUAUUCUUCGAAGAGCGCUACAACCGAUUGGUCCGAUCGGAUGCAGAUUCCCAUACCAGAUUUCUGAAACGAGUUGCUCAUUUUGGAAUAAUGUACCUUUGUGCUAUAAUUGGAACAUUAGUGGUAUUCUUUGGUGCUACCACAGAUUCCGAUGAAACUAAAAUAAAAAUGAUCGAACGAUUUCCUUGUCUACCACCUGAAAUAAUCACUAAACCUGGAUUUUUAAUACUCACAGAGGACACGUUGGCGCUCGUCGUAAUUCUUCUCUUGCUAACUUUUUUCACAUUUUUUCAACUUGGCUACUUCUUCGGAAUGACCGCAAAUUUCCUAUACACUACUAAAACAAUGUCCGCAAAUACUGCAAAACUACAAAAACAAUUGUUUCAGCGACUUACAAUUCAAAUUGUGCUUCCACUUUUUGCGGUUUUCAUUCCCUGUAUUUAUCUGAAUGGCUCCGCCGCAUUCCACUACUUGGAUAUGAUUUUCAUUAAUUUUUCAAAUUUAUUCAUAUCUACUCAUGGUCUUUUAUCAUGUGUUACUACUAUUCUUGUGCAUAAGGCAUAUCGUGAUGCAGUUUUUGAUAUUUUCGGAGCUGGAUGCCUGAUAAAGAAGAAUUUGAGUUCCAGAAGUUAUGUGACAGGGACUGUCAGAAAUAGUUGGAAACCUCAGACAAAUGGAAACAGUCAGAAGCAACCGGAAAACUAUCAAAUGGCAGGCCAAACUUCAGUUUUAUAA
This is a messenger RNA of Caenorhabditis elegans, 1074 nucleotides long. It is a transcript of the gene srh-140, whose product is annotated as Serpentine Receptor, class H. NCBI's taxonomy places the organism in Eukaryota, Metazoa, Nematoda, Chromadorea, Rhabditida, Rhabditidae. The coding region runs from base 1 to 1074 and encodes 357 amino acids. The record is from RefSeq and is marked reviewed. The transcript has 3 exons.